UUUUUCUUGUUUUAGUAUCGAACAAACAAUGACAAUGCCACGACGUUGGGGUCUAUCAAGACCUCAAAACGAACGGAAAUUAACGCGAGAAGCAAGCACAAGUAUGGAAGAAUUAACAUUUUCGACGCAUCUUUCAAACGCGCCUCCUGGAAAUGUAAUUAGACCAAAAUCGAUGUGUCUCCCCGAAUUUUUUAACCAAGAUGAUGAUCGACCGAAUGAGGAGGAAAAUUUUUAUUCGACACCUUUCGAUUUGUUACCACCGGAUGUGUACAGACCGAGUUCUGGGUUGGAAAAAAUUAAGAAAUCAAAUCGAGAUAGAAGCAGAAGAAGAACGAGGAAGAAUCCGGUUCAAAGAGCAGCUUCGAGACUUUAUAAAGCGACUAAUGAAAAUGUUUUUAUUGGUGAAACUCAUGAAAGAAAUUGUAUUGGACCCGAAUUUGUUGUACGCGCUUCUUUGGCGAGUAAACAAUUUACAAUGGUUGAUUCGAAAGGUGGUACAAAAAAAUCAGUAACCGUUAUUUUAUUAAACGGGCAAAAAAUCGAUGUGUUAUGUAACCCAAAUAAUACAACAGCAGGGCAAUUAUUUGAGUUAAUUAUUCGUAAAGAGCAUAUUGGUGAAAAUUUUAUGCUGGGAUUAUCGGCUUUAAUCGCGGGGGAUUUUGUAUUUUUACCAUCAGAUACAAGAAUAAGUAAAGUACUCCUUUCAGGGGGUGGUUCACAAGUUGCUUUAACCCUAUUUAUGCGAGUACGAUUUUUUUUACCAUCGCUAAGAGGAAUUCGAGGAAAUCAAGCGCGACAUCUACUUUAUUUACAACUAAGAAGAUCAAUUUUAGAGCACCAAUUACCAUGUUCUUUCACUCAAUUAGUUGAAUUAGACGGGUUAGCCCUCCAAGCAGAAUUUGGCGAUUUUAACGAAAGAGAGCAUGGAACGCGAGAUUAUUUUUUAUUGGAACAUUACGUCCCUGAAACUAUGAGUUGCGCUGUCGAUGAUCCAACUACUUUAAAAUACGACUUAAUUAGAGCUCACAAAUACAAAAAGGGUCUUGAUCCGGAAAGGGCGGAAGAAGAUUUUAUCCUUUUAGCACAAACUUUACCACAUUAUGGUGGACAUUUUUAUACAGCCACGUGGGCCCUUAAAGACAAUAACAAAAACGUUUGGUUAUACAUAAGCGCCCAAGGAAUUAACAUCUACGAAAGAGGUAAUUCUUCAACCCACAACGGCCCAAUGCUGUGCGAAUCGUUCGAAUGGCGUUCAAUCCAAACUUUAUGCUACAGCAAACAAUAUUUAUGCGUAUUACCUCACGCCGUUAAAUUACACAGAUCGAAAUUAAAAAAAUAUAAACUCAAAAUGGACCAUAAAAAGAGUUAUUUCACGUUCCGUUUAGCUUCCCUCCACCACCAAUUCUUUCUACGCCUUCGAACCGAAUUUACAUCGCUACAAUCGCUCUCUCAACAAUUUGGAAUCCCUUUAAAAGACAUUAAAAACGAAACUAACUCUUUAUUCAAAUUGGAAUCAUUAACCAAUAAUUAUUUAACCUUGGAUAAAGCAUCAGUUAAUGCAGAAACCGAAUUUAGAAUCGAAUUUUGUUCAAAUUCUCGCUCAGAAACGCCAAAAAACACAAAUUUAAGGCGAAGAUCGCGAAGUGCUAAUGAUUUCAAAGAAAUUACGAAUAUUGAAACAUUUCAAAAUAAAGAGAAUGAAAAUUCAAAAAUGAAACAGCUUAAUGGGUUAAUUUUAGAUAGUAGUUGUUUAUCAGGGUUACCAAAUGCUACAAGUUUCGAUAAAAGGAGAGGGGUUAAAAUGGGGAUAAGAGCUUUUGGAACGAAUCAUCGCGUUUCGCGAUCUAUGGAGGCGGUUAAUUCGCUUGGAAAUGAACCAGAUUUAGAACAAUUAAGUUUGCAAAGUGUUUCGAUUCAUUGCAGCACAGUUUCAACCCCUCAAUCACCAAUACAUGAUGCUUACAUCAUUGGAUCAAUUUUAGAGCCCAAAUCGGAAUCACAACAAAUUUUCUCUGACAUCCAAGAAAGUUUAAGCGAAUCACUCCUAAAUAAAUUAAACGCUUUUUCGUAUGAUGAGGAACGUUUUUUGCAAGCAAUCUCAUUAACGAAAGAUGUAAAAGGAAGCUUAGGGAUACAAAUAACUGAAGGUUCUGAUGGGAGAGUUUAUAUCCAAUCGGUUAUAGAUGGUGGCCCAGCUCAAAUAACAGGAAAAAUUAACAAAGGUGAUCAAAUAAUUAGUGUUGAUGGAAAAAAUUUGCUUAGUAUGAAAUACUCGGACGCUUUAGAUUUAUUAAAAAGCACCAACAAAAACGUUAAUUUGAUUUUAUCUCAAAUAAAUCGAAAUAAAACAAAUUCAAAAAUUUCGAAAAAUUUAACAAUCAAUUUAUCGAAAAUAAACGAAUCUCAUUUAAAAAAUUUACGACUCGAACGAACAAUGGAAAAAUUAAAAACGAUUUCAAUCGAAAACGAAACAUUAGAAAAACACGUAACCGAAAAUUGUUACGAUUUAUCAAAUUUAAGAAAAUACCACACAAUUUUUAAUAACCAACCGGAAGUACCAUAUCAUAAACAUAUCAGAUAUGAAAUUGAACCGAAAAAAAACACGAAUAAAUUAAACAAAACCAUAUCGAAAUCAUGUAAUCAAAUUUACACCGAAAAGAAUCAAAAUGAUGAAAAAGAUCGCGCAAUUAUCGUUGAGAUGAUACCGAAACAAACAGGUUUUUAUCGUUCGCUUGACCGCAAACAAGAGUUAAUUAAAUCGGAUGAGAUUCAAACGACGUCGAUUGCUUUGCCGAGAAGCUUGGGAUUAAGUAGAAAAUGGAAAGGGCCCGUUAAAUAUCCGGUUACUCCGGUUAAAAAAAGUAAUGUUGAAGAAAUGACCACUUCUGAUGAGGAACAAGUAUUUAUCUAAAAAUGCAGGAACAAUAAUUAAUUUGUAAGGUUUUAUUAAUAAAAUAUAAAUGAUAAUGAAUAUAGUUUGUAUAACUGUUUUAGAAAAUGCUUGAGAAUUUUGUAGCUCGAAAUGUUAUUUAAUACUGUGUGCCUAUAAACUGAUUAUAUUUUAA
Messenger RNA from Onthophagus taurus, 3065 nucleotides. NCBI's taxonomy places the organism in Eukaryota, Metazoa, Arthropoda, Insecta, Coleoptera, Scarabaeidae. The record is from RefSeq and is a predicted model, not a curated record.